GAGGGGGUUCUAUUUGACUGGUAAUUUGCGCGUGUAAAGUUCCAAGUCUUUGUCAUCAUAACUCUCUCCCUCCUCUUCUCUCUUUCUCUCUCUUCAGUCAAAACUUUGCACCUUGGCCUGCACCUUCCCAAUUGUUUUAUUUUUCCUUAAUAAAACUUUAUUUUCUUCUUUUUAUUUUUAUUUUUAUUUUUUAUUUUUAUUCUCUCUCUCUCUCCCCCUCUAUAUUUCCCACUUCCUUUUAAGUUUCUCUUCCCAGUCUCUGAGACUUCCCCAUAUACUCCUUUUAUUUUCUUCAACCAUAUUUUUGCCUUUGUACAUAAACCCACGUAGCCCUUUUCUCAUCUAUACCUCAGAGAAGAAAAAUUAGAGGAAGAAAAUUAAAGAAAUUGUAAGGAAAAAUGGGUUUUUCGAAGGAAGAGAAAUCGAGAAGAUUAUGGAGAGGAUUGAAGACUCUGUUUUUCUUGAUCACCAUGUUGAUUUCUCUGCUGCUGUUCUCUGCUCCUGUCCUUCUUGCUAUUGCCGAUACCCUUCUUCCUUCUGCUCUUCUAUCCGCUUCUCUAUCUCAGCCCCAUCAAUACUCUUCUUCUUCUGCAACUCCUUUUCUCUUCGAAACUUUCUCUUUCCAUUUGCAAAAUUACGAUUUUCGCUACUCCCUCAUUGAUAUUCCUAUCAUAUCCAUUCUAAGAUCGGCCGUCAUCAUUUGUGUUUAUAGUUUUUGCGACGGACCGAGGCUAUCACGAGGGCCAUAUUUGGGAAUAACGACGAUGUGUUCAGUGGUGUCGCUUGUGUUCGUUUCGUUGAAGGCUUCGUAUGUGUUCAGCGUUUCGGGUUCGGAUCGAGAAGGGUAUUCGAGAGCCAUGGAAAUGGCCCUUUUCAUUUGCUCGCUGGUUUUGGCCGUUGGACAUAUCGUCGUUGCGUAUAGAACAAGUUGCAGAGAGCGACGGAAGCUUCUAGUGUACAAAAUCGACAUAGAAGCUGUUUCAGCUUGCAAAAAUGGGUUUCCUGUAGCUAGAUACCAGAAAAUACUUCAACAAGAAAGAACAAAGUGAACAUCACCAAGAAAACUGUAAAAUAGGUUUUGGUUUGGUUCAAGCUAAUCAAAUUCUUAGCCAUGAGAUUUUCAGAUUGCUUUUGGAGGAAUGAAGAUUAUAUAGAGGUUGUGUAGCGUUAUAGAGGCUGUAUAUACCAUUUUCAGCAUAUGCCCAUAACAUUGAAUUUUCUUUCAUCUCUACACCAAAUUGUACAGUUAUACCCAAUAUACAAAACAAAAUAUAUAUGAAAGAAUGAAGAAAGAUGGCCAAAGGCAUUUUUCU
Messenger RNA from Ziziphus jujuba (common jujube), 1313 nucleotides. RefSeq lists its product as uncharacterized. NCBI's taxonomy places the organism in Eukaryota, Viridiplantae, Streptophyta, Magnoliopsida, Rosales, Rhamnaceae. The transcript is spliced from 4 exons. The record is from RefSeq and is a predicted model, not a curated record. The coding region runs from base 399 to 1049 and encodes 216 amino acids.